CAGGCCCAAACUCCCGCACAACGCCGCGCCAAUGAAAAACAUGCCAAAGGCGUGGAGCGUCGCAUGGGAAAGCCCGAGUCCGCCAUCAAGAAGAAGGAGGUCAAGAAGAGCCCUGUCGGAGUUGCUGCCGUCGGUAUGUUU
Molecule: messenger RNA, 141 nt
Organism: Cladophialophora carrionii CBS 160.54
Lineage: Eukaryota; Fungi; Ascomycota; Eurotiomycetes; Chaetothyriales; Herpotrichiellaceae
Exons: 1
Cellular component (GO): endoplasmic reticulum
Source: RefSeq, a predicted model, not a curated record